Messenger RNA from Nilaparvata lugens (brown planthopper), 1648 nucleotides. It is a transcript of the gene Zpr1, whose product is annotated as zinc finger protein ZPR1. The transcript has 7 exons. The record is from RefSeq and is a predicted model, not a curated record. Gene Ontology annotation, cellular component: cytoplasm; nucleus. Gene Ontology annotation, molecular function: zinc ion binding. Bases 144 to 1496 code for a protein of 450 amino acids. Lineage: Eukaryota; Metazoa; Arthropoda; Insecta; Hemiptera; Delphacidae.
UGUUCGACACAGCUCAGAACCACAUGUAUGUAUUACAAUUUUAGGUUAUGUUUCAAUAAAUGUUUCUAUUCCCUUGCUCAAUCUUGUAUAAUACCAGAUAAUAUAUCUAAUUAUUAGAUUUAAUACUUUUCAUUUCCGUUUCAAUGGAAAAACAAGAAAUAGAAAAACCUCAACCUCUUUUUAAAGCUUUAGAUGCCGAUGAUCCGGAUCCAGAAACAACUGAAAUUGAGAGUUUAUGUCUAAAUUGUGGUGACAAUGGUAUUACGAGGCUACUGCUUACUAAAAUUCCAUUCUACAAAGAGGUGGUGCUCAUGUCAUUUGAAUGUGAGCACUGUGGGUUCAAAAAUAAUGAAAUUCAACAAGGAGGCCAGUUUGAAGAGAAGGGUGUUAGGAUAACGCUCCAUGUAAAUGAGCCACGUGAUUUGAAUAGGCAAGUUAUCAAGUCAGACUAUUCGUCCAUUAAGAUUCCAGAGAUUGAUUUCGAAAUACCAUCUCAAUCUCAAAAAGGAGAAGUGACAACAGUGGAAGGAAUUCUUGAACGAGUAUGCAUAGCUUUGACGCAGGACCAAGAUCAGAGGAGAGAAGAAAACCCAGAAAUAGCGGAAAAUAUUGAUAGAUUUGUUGAAAAAAUUGUUGGUUUGAAGUCUCUAGAUUCUCCUUUCAAGAUGAUUUUCGAGGACAUUAGUGGAAACCUAUUCGUGGAGAACCCAGACCAUCCGCACAAGGAUCACAACUGCGAGACGAGUCUGUUUGUGCGAAGCACUGAGCAAAACCAUCUGCUCGGCCUGUACACCCAGCAAGAAAUCGCGUCGGAUGACACCGCUCCUUCGCUUCCCUUGCCGGCUCCUUCUCAGGUCAAACUGGAGGAUUUCGAGUCGGAAGUUCUGCAGUUUCCCACCAAUUGUCCCGAGUGCGCGGCACCCUGUGACACCAAUAUGAAACUUACUAAAAUUCCUCAUUUCAAAGAGGUAGUGAUAAUGGCGACCAACUGCGAUGCGUGUGGCCACCGCACCAAUGAGGUGAAGGCUGGAGGCGGCAUAGAAGAGCUGGGGCUGCGACUCUCUGUCAAAGUCACCGACUCUGAUGACCUCAAGCGCGAUAUUCUAAAGUCAGAAACGUGCAGCCUGGAAGUGCCGGAACUAGACUUGGAGGUGGGGCCAGCGGCGCUGGGGGGCCGCUUCACGACUGUCGAAGGCCUGCUCUGCGCCAUUCGCGACCAGCUCGCCGAGAAGGGCGGCAUGUUCACCGACUCCGAGACCUUCUCCGCCAGAGGCAAAAUGGCCCAGUUCCUUGAGAGAAUCGAUGCCAUCGUCAAAGGCCAAACACAAGUUACACUAGUUCUUGACGAUCCGGCUGGUAAUAGCUACAUACAGAGUUUGAACGAUGACAACUCGUUGGAUGAUAGACUGACCGUUUCCAAGUAUGAAAGGACACACGAGCAGAAUGAUGACCUCGGUCUAAACGAUAUGAAAACUGAGAACUAUGAAGAAUCUUGAUCAAGUUUCAAAAUUGUUUUGUACUACUGCAUUCUGGGAAGUUAUUCUUCUUGAUCAUUGCGAUGACAGAAAUAAUCUAGAUAUCAUGAUGAUUGAAUUUUCUAGUGUACCAUAAUAAAAUAAAGUUCUAUCAGUAUGUAUAGAAGAUAGAA